GUCAGGUGCUGCCACACACAGGACAGGGCAAGUUCUCUGCCCGGCCUUACCCUGAUCCAAGAACCAUUCAAGGUUAUGCGUGUACCCUCACUCCUUCACUUUCCCGUAUCCUCCCCACCAUACCCACCACUCCAGUUCUCCACCUCCAACCCUCCUCAGAUCUCUCCACCAAUCUCUCCACAAAAACCACUCCAUCAACCCUACGUAUUUGCUAACUCCUCCACCUCCCCUCUAUCCACCCCUCCUAUCCUAUUAUCCCUCCUCCUUUUCCACUCUUCUCAUAGACACAAAGAAAAAAAUGAACCAACUCGCUGCCUCACGCACCUACGGCCUCGGCAUGGCCACUCAGCUGCUUGUGGGAAUGCUGAUGGUCCUCUCCCUGACUUCGACGUCAAGCUGCUACAACGUCACGGGGAUUCCUGUUGACUUCGACUGCGGUGACAUCGGCGAUACCAUGAGUCACAUCUGCAAGACGUUUCCCACAGCCCGGCCUCACUCGCGAGUGUCCAGGUCAGCUGAUACCGACGACCUCUGGCAGGACACGAGAGCAGGUCAGACCACGCCCAUUGACCUGCUUCCUCGCCAGUACCGCCUGCAUCCCCGGGCCUUGAAUCCGAUGCGAUAUUUCGAAAUGGACCUGAUAAGAGACCACCUGGUGAGCCCCGAAGCCGCGCACGCCCUCGUCAAGACAUCCGGGAGGCGCGCGAAGAGAUCCUACAACGUGCAGGAUGAGUGCUGCAACCACGUGAGCCAGCGGACGUGUGUGGCGGAGGAGAUUCUGGAGUAUUGCGAGGACCCGUACUUCUAAACCUUGAACCUGACCUGACCUAUGGCCUUCCUAACCUCUCUAAGUGGAGUCGUCAGUGGUCCAUGGCCCACCCAUCCUCCUUACAACAGUCUUCGGUGACCUGAUCAUAUGGCCUCUCCAUCCUCUCAAUGACCUGACCUCAACCCAUGGGUCCCCCCUUCUUUAGGCCAAGUCUUUGCGGACCUGACCCAAACCCGAGGCUUCUCUAACCCUCUUCUGAUGAGUUUGUAAUAAAAAUAACCGGCCUGGUGACCUAAGUUCUCAUGAAUUUGACUUAAUCUGCAAUUAAUGACCCGUUAGAGUCCUUUCAAUGAUGUCUGCCAAAAGUAGCGUUACAUUCCAUUUUUCUUUUCGAUU
Penaeus monodon (black tiger shrimp) is the source of this 1165-nucleotide messenger RNA. RefSeq lists its product as uncharacterized. Lineage: Eukaryota; Metazoa; Arthropoda; Malacostraca; Decapoda; Penaeidae. The transcript is spliced from 5 exons. The record is from RefSeq and is a predicted model, not a curated record. Bases 299 to 808 code for a protein of 169 amino acids.